Messenger RNA from Microplitis demolitor, 1800 nucleotides. RefSeq names its product radial spoke head protein 4 homolog A (gene Rsph4a). Gene Ontology annotation, biological process: cilium assembly; axoneme assembly; cilium movement involved in cell motility. Lineage: Eukaryota; Metazoa; Arthropoda; Insecta; Hymenoptera; Braconidae. The transcript is spliced from 11 exons. The coding region runs from base 1 to 1800 and encodes 599 amino acids. The record is from RefSeq and is a predicted model, not a curated record. Gene Ontology annotation, cellular component: axoneme; radial spoke.
AUGCCUUUGUCGUGUAAAAUUGAACAAGUAUCUGAACCGGAACUUUUGACAAUUCAGCAUGAAAUCCAGAGUGCAAAGGUGUUUCUCAAGAGGCAUAGUGCAGAUUCUGGAGAUAAUUUAUAUGAUCAUUUGUCUGAACUUUUGGGAAAAAUUAUUUCCGAACAACCCCAAAAUGCAGUUGAUUUUUUUGAAGAAUAUAGCCGUCAAUUAAAAGAAAAAAGAUUUAAAAAACCUUCUGACAUUCAACAAGUUUAUAUCCCACCAACUCAAUACGGAGAAACAACAAAACUUAUAAAACUUUUUAAAGACUUACGGAAAUAUUAUUUUCAGACUAAUAAAAAAGAAAACAUAAACAAUCAUAACGAAAUAACAGAAAAUUCGAUUCCUAAUUUAUUAGAGUUGGUUUAUUAUUUAGAACAAAUUGGCGUUGGUCUUCCGAAAUCAGAAUGUAUUUUAUUGAAUCAGAGUAUUCGACAACUUGUUAAUGACAAGAAACUAACUAAUGUUCGAUUCUGGGGUAAGAUUCUUGGAAGUCCGAAGAACUACUACAUUGUUGAGGCAGAACUUUAUAAGAAGGAGCUUUCUUGUCGACUAAGAGAAGCUGAUGAAAAGCUAAAAAUUGGAGAAGAAAAAAUUGAAGCUAUUGAAGAGUUAAAUGAAAAUAAUGAAGAUAGUAUCAGUAGUGAUCUUGGAAAUCUUAGUGAUGAUAAGAAUAAAUUUAAUAAGCUCGAUUUUCCUACUCCACCAUUACCUAAAAGUGGCGAUAGAAUUAUAGUACCGGAAACGUCAGCUGAAAGAAUUGGAACUGGUUUAAAUAAAAAGGUUUACUUUGUGUGCAAUUCUCCAGGAUUAGAUGACUGGAUCGAAUUGCCAUCAGUCACGCCGCAACAAAUUGUAGUAGCAAGACAAAUCAUCCGACAUUUCACGGGAUGUCUCGAGACUACGAUACAACAAACUUUCCCUUAUUUUCCUGGAAAUGAAGGAAAUUAUCUUCGUGCUCAGAUUGCACGAAUUACUGCAACCACACUUAUUUCUCCUAUUGGAUAUUUCACUUUUGAAAAUUUCGAUGAAAGUGAUAAAGAAGAAAUAAAAGAAGAAUUAACCAUGAAUCCAAAUUAUAAUCCACUAUCUACGAAAGAUUUAAUUGAUCCAUCUUUAUUAAAUUGGUGUCAUCACAGUCCUUAUAUUAAUGAAAGUGGACGAACGACUUGGAAGAAUUCUUCUAAACAGGAAGAAAAAUUAAGUGAAGAAAUAGAGAGAAAAAGCGACGGAGCUGUGAAAAAAGUCAAAAAUAAAAUGAAGAAUGAAGUAGGUCCAUCAUUAUUAACAUCAUUAUCAGAAGACACUUUGUUAGAUGCAGUGCCAGCAUGGACUACUAGGGUGUCAUCUGAAAUUCAACUGGACACAGCAAUUGCUGCUGUCAGAUCUAAUUUAUGGCCGGGAGCUAUCGCAUUUGCCAAGGACAAGAUAUGUGGCAAUGUGUACAUUGGAUCGGGUCAUAAAUAUGACGUUUAUGAUUAUUGCUCACUAAAAAAUCCACUUAUGGAAGAUCAAUACGAAAUAGGUCCGGAAAUUAUACAAGUACAAGAUCCUACUUUUGAAGAUAAAGAAAAUUAUUGCGCAUCUCAAUUACCGAUAUCGGACAGUCCAAAUUUAGAUGAUGAUGAUGAUGAUGAGGAAGAAGAUGGGGAAGAAGAAGAAGAAAAGUUGGAGGAGAAAGAGGACGAUGACGAAGACGAAGACGAAGACGAAGGCGAAGACGAAUACGAAGAUGAUGAUACUGAAGAAGAAAGUGAUUAG